AUGACGGAGACGAAGGAUGGCACCGAUGUGAAGCAAGCUGAUCGGCUACGAUUUUUUACACCGCAAGAGGUGGCGAGCCACAACAUAGCGACGGAUUGCUGGGUCUCCAUCAACCACCGCGUUUUGGAUUUAUCGCUGUUGAUUGAAGAAAAUUCAGGAAUCCUCGUCCAGCCACUUGUACUUCACGCCGGCGAAGAUAUCUCCCAUUGGUUUGAUCCAGAGACGGAAGAUGUAAAAUACCACGUGGACUCUGAGCGUAACCUGUCCGUGCCCUUCGUACCGUACGGACGCUUCCUCCACGUACCUCCACCAGAUCCAAGUGCUCAAUGGUGUACGGCUGACCUGCUACCCUGGUGGCGCGAUCCGAAAUACGUCGUCGGACGGCUAACCAAGAGAGCUCGUUGGCUUGAGAUCGUCAACAUGCUCACUCAACAGCGACACUCGCUCGAGGUAUGCAGCGAGGAAACUAUUGCCGAGAUCCAGACGCGUUAUCUACGACUUAAUGCUCACGCUGGUAGCUACACGUGGAAGCGUCUUGAAGACGACGAGUUUGUGCCAAUGCAUAUGCAGCGCACACUGGACGAGAACGGGAUUCCAGACGAAGCGCCCAUUUUCGAGCGCUUCGACAUGGACGAACACCAGUUCAUGCCUACGCUUCAUAUCUACUACGACGAUGAUCUUACCGUCAUGUAA
Phytophthora infestans T30-4 is the source of this 693-nucleotide messenger RNA. RefSeq names its product cytochrome b5-like protein. The record is from RefSeq and is a predicted model, not a curated record. The transcript has 4 exons. The coding region runs from base 1 to 693 and encodes 230 amino acids. Lineage: Eukaryota; Oomycota; Peronosporomycetes; Peronosporales; Peronosporaceae.